Messenger RNA from Peromyscus leucopus (white-footed mouse), 19817 nucleotides. RefSeq names its product FAT atypical cadherin 3 (gene Fat3). The coding region runs from base 875 to 14641 and encodes 4588 amino acids. Gene Ontology annotation, cellular component: plasma membrane. NCBI's taxonomy places the organism in Eukaryota, Metazoa, Chordata, Mammalia, Rodentia, Cricetidae. Gene Ontology annotation, biological process: homophilic cell-cell adhesion. The transcript is spliced from 28 exons. The record is from RefSeq and is a predicted model, not a curated record. Gene Ontology annotation, molecular function: calcium ion binding.
UGCGAGUCCAGUGUAGGCAGCAGGAGGUACAACGUUUGAUAGUUUGGCCCACUGCACUUCCAAAUAGCCUGAGGAGCUUGGGUAAGCCAUCUUGGCCGCAUCGUGCCUCCGUUUCCUCUUCUGUUCCCGAGAAGUCUAGGGCACUCUAGGCAGCGGGAUGCAGCGCCGGGCCGAUUGAAUGUGGUGCGUGCGCGCGCGCGCUCUGAAAACGGCAGGGAGCUCUCCCCGCUACUGCCUCUGCACCGCACUUUGGUGCGUCCUUCCAGCCCAGCUAGGGGUGGAGGAAGCCUGGGCUCUAAAAUUAGUCCAGCUUCCAGGCGAGGCGCCCAGAGCGUCCUGCUGCCCGCCGCCGCGUCUCCCCGGCCCCCUCCCGCGCCUCUCGUCUUCGCGUGGCGCUCGGAGAUCACUGGUCGUCCCCCACGAGGACGCAGCUCUGCGGGGAGGGAGGAGGAGACAGCGAAGCUGGGGGCUUGGCAGUGCGGCGGCGGCAGCGAUGGGGAACCCGAAGCAGCUCCUCGACUAGCUGUAGCGGUGCAGGCUGCCGAGAGCAGACGCGAGAACCGCUCCUCCCGGCAGGCUGCGCUGUGAUCUGGGCUGAGCAUUGGGACCUCUCUCCCGGUCCCCCUCCUCCCGCCGCCAUCCUCCUCCGACUCCCCUCCUCCGCCCGCCAACCCGCAGCGGUGGCGGCGUCCUGAGCGCCAAGCGCGGAGCGCCUCCGCUCGCCUCACCAGCUUUAGCCGGGAGCACGCGGCGAGCACUGCGGCGGAGGCGGCGGCGUGGCCAGCUCGCCCUAGGCCGGAGAAGAAGACCACGGAGGACGCGUCUGGUGCAGGAGAGCAUCGCCAGCAGAGGCAAGGGAUGGACAUGUGAUGUGAUGGGUGUGACUAUGGGACACUGUGUGGGCACAAGGCCUCCUUCUUGCCUCCUCCUGCUGCUCCUGAAGCUGUUGGCCACUGUCUCCCAGGGGUUGCCAGGAACGGGGCCCCUGGGCUUCCACUUCACACAAUCCAUCUAUAAUGCUACAGUGUAUGAAAACUCAGCAGCGAGGACCUAUGUCAGCAGCCAGAGCAGAAUGGGCAUCACCUUAAUAGACCUGUCCUGGGACAUCAAGUACAGAAUAGUGUCUGGUGACGAGGAAGGUUUCUUCAAAGCUGAAGAGGUCAUCAUUGCAGAUUUCUGCUUUCUCAGGAUUAGAACUAAAGGUGGCAAUUCUGCCAUAUUGAACAGGGAAAUCCAAGACAAUUAUUUAUUAAUCAUAAAAGGUUCCGUCAGAGGAGAAGAUUUGGAAGCAUGGACCAAAGUGAACAUCCAGGUUUUAGACAUGAAUGACCUGAGGCCUCUGUUUUCACCUACCACUUACUCGGUCACUAUUGCAGAAAGCACACCACUCAGGACCAGUGUUGCCCAGGUGACGGCGACAGAUGCAGACAUCGGUUCCAAUGGAGAAUUCUACUACUACUUUAAAAACAAGGUUGAUCUUUUUUCAGUCCACCCCACAAGUGGUGUCAUCUCAUUAAGUGGACGAUUAAAUUAUGAUGAGAAGAACAGGUAUGAUCUAGAAAUCUUAGCAGUGGACCGGGGAAUGAAACUCUAUGGCAAUAAUGGAGUCAGCAGUACUGCUAAGCUUUAUGUUCACAUUGAACGCAUAAAUGAACAUGCUCCAAUUAUCCAUGUGGUCACUCACAUCCCUUUCUCAUUGGACAAGGAGCCAACAUAUGCAGUAGUGACAGUUGAUGACCUGGACGAGGGGGCCAAUGGAGAGAUCGAAUCUGUGUCCAUCGUGGCUGGAGAUCCUUUGGAUCAGUUCUUCCUGGCCAAAGGAGGAAAGUGGAUGAAUGAGUAUAAAGUCAAGGAGAGAAGGAAGGUAGACUGGGAAAGCUUCUCUUAUGGCUACAACCUCACUCUUCAAGCAAAAGACAAAGGGUCACCUCAGAAGUUUUCAGAACUAAAGACAGUCCACAUUGCCAACCCCAAGAGAGACAGCACCCCGGUCAGGUUUGAAAAAGAUGUGUAUGAAGUCAGCAUAAGUGAGUUUUCCCCUCCUGGUGUCUUGGUGGCCAUAGUCAAGGUGAAUCCUGAGCCACUGGAUGUGGAAUACAAACUAUCUCCUGGGAAGGAUGCAGAAUACUUCAAAAUUAACCCUCGGUCAGGCCUGAUUGUCACAGCACAGCCCCUGAAUAUAGUGAAGAAAGAAGUUUAUAAGCUGGAGGUAACAGAUAAAGAAGGAGAUGUGAAGGCACAAGUCACCAUUGGGAUUGAGGAUGCCAAUGACCACACCCCAGAAUUCCAGCAGACACUGUAUGAGACUUUUGUGAAUGAGAGUAUUCCUGUUGGAACAAAUGUCCUGACAGUGUCCGCCUCUGAUAAGGAUAAAGGAGAAAAUGGCUACAUCACUUACAGCAUUGCCAGCCUGAACCUUUUACCAUUCGCCAUUAACCAGUUCACGGGUGUGAUCAGCACAACUGAAGAGUUAGAUUUUGAAUCCUCCCCAGAGACCUACAGGUUCAUCGUGAGAGCAUCUGACUGGGGCUCCCCAUACCGCCAUGAAAGCGAGGUGAAUGUGACCAUUCGGGUGGGAAAUGUCAAUGACAACAUCCCUCUCUUUGAAAAAGUGGCUUGUCAGGGAGUCAUUUCAUAUGACUUUCCUGUUGGGGGCCACAUCACAGCUGUCUCUGCGAUAGAUAUUGAUGAACUCGAACUUGUAAAGUACAAAAUCAUUUCUGGAAAUGAACUUGGAUUCUUUUAUUUAAACCCAGACUCUGGUGUUUUACAACUUAAAAAGCCACUGAUGAAUUCCGGCAUUAAAAAUGGUAAUUUUGCCCUCAGAAUCACAGCUACAGAUGGGGAAAAUUUUGCAGACCCCAUGACCAUUAACAUCUCAGUCCUCCACGGGAAAGUGUCUUCAAAGAGCUUCAGUUGCAGAGAAACUCGUGUGGCUCAGAAAUUGGCAGAGAAGCUGCUCAUUAAAGCAAAAGCUAAUGGAAAACUGAAUCUAGAAGAUGGGUUUCUUGACUUUUAUUCAAUUAAUAGGCAGGGACCACAUUUUGACAAGUCUUUUCCCUCUGAUGUGGCUGUGAAGGAGGAUAUGCCAGUUGGAACUAACAUCCUGAAGAUUAAAGCAUAUGAUGCUGACUCUGGCUUCAAUGGCAAGGUGCUGUUUACAAUAUCAGAUGGAAAUACAGACAGUUGCUUCAAUAUUGAUAUGGAAACUGGACAACUGAAAGUCCUUAUGCCCAUGGACCGAGAGCACACGGACCUCUAUCUCCUCAACAUAACCAUAUAUGACCUUGGAAAGCCACAGAAAUCCUCGUGGCGAUUGCUGACUGUCAAUGUGGAGGAUGCGAAUGACAACAGCCCAGUGUUCCUUCAGGACAGCUACUCGGUCAGCAUUCUUGAAAGUUCAAGUAUCGGCACUGAGAUUAUCCAAGUGGAAGCAAGAGACAAAGACCUGGGCUCUAACGGUGAGGUAAUGUACUCGGUUUUGACAGACACACAGCAGUUCACCAUCAAUAGCUCAACUGGAAUUGUUUCUGUAGCUGAUCAACUGGACAGGGAAUCCAAAGCCAACUAUUCUUUGAAAAUAGAAGCCAGAGACAAAGCAGAAAGUGGCCAGCAACUGUUUUCUGUUGUCACCCUGAAGAUCUUUCUGGAUGAUGUCAAUGACUGCUCCCCAGCUUUCAUCCCCACUAGCUACAGUGUGAAGGUUCUUGAAGAUCUCCCUGUUGGUACAGUCAUUGCUUGGCUUGAGACUCAGGAUCCUGACCUUGGAUUAGGGGGUCAAGUGCGUUACUCUUUGGUUAAUGAUUAUAAUGGGAGGUUUGAAAUAGACAAAGCAAGUGGAGCCAUCCGCUUGAGCAAAGAGCUGGACUAUGAGAAGCAGCAAUUCUACAACCUUACAGUCAGGGCCAAAGACAAAGGGCGGCCUGUCUCUCUGUCAUCAGUUUCUUUUGUUGAGGUGGAGGUGGUGGAUGUCAAUGAAAACCUCCAUAUGCCCUAUUUCCCAGACUUUGCUGUUGUUGGAUCUGUAAAAGAAAACUCACGGAUUGGAACAAGUGUGCUGCAGGUGACUGCCCAUGAUGAGGAUUCUGGUAGGGAUGGAGAGAUCCAGUACUCCAUAAGAGAUGGCAGUGGUCUUGGGAGAUUCAGCAUAGAUGAUGAGAGCGGAGUCAUCACUGCUGCUGACAUUCUUGAUCGAGAGACAACGGGGUCAUACUGGCUGACAGUGUAUGCCACAGACAGGGGUGUGGUCCCUCUCUAUUCCACCAUUGAGGUCUACAUAGAAGUUGAAGAUGUGAAUGACAAUGCCCCCCUGACCUCGGAACCCAUCUAUUAUCCUGUUGUCAUGGAAAACUCUCCCAAGGAUGUGUCUGUCAUUCAGAUACAAGCCGAAGACCCUGACUCUGGUUCCAAUGAAAGACUGACCUAUAGGAUUACAAGUGGAAACCCACAGAACUUUUUUGCCAUAAAUAUCAAAACAGGUCUGAUUACCACGACUUCAAGGAAAUUGGAUCGAGAGCAGCAGGCGGAACAUUUUCUGGAGGUGACAGUGACAGAUGGUGGUUCUUCUCCAAAACAGUCCACCAUUUGGGUGGUAGUUCAGGUUCUGGAUGAAAAUGACAACAAGCCCCAGUUCCCUGAGAAGGUCUACCAGAUCAAGCUUCCAGAACGUGACCGCAAGAAGAGGGGAGAGCCUAUUUACAGGGCUUUUGCAUUUGACCGAGAUGAAGGCCCCAAUGCAGAAAUCUCCUACAGUAUUGUGGAUGGGAAUGAUGAUGGAAAGUUCUUUAUUGACCCUAAAACUGGCAUGGUCUCUUCCAGAAAGCAAUUCACAGCAGGCAGUUAUGACAUCUUGACGAUCAAGGCUGUGGACAAUGGCCGACCACAGAAGUCCUCCACGGCCCGCCUCCAUAUUGAAUGGAUUAAGAAGCCCCCACCUUCACCUAUACCACUGACAUUCGAUGAACCGUUUUACAACUUCACAGUCAUGGAAAGUGACAAAGUCACAGAGAUCGUAGGGGUGGUGUCUGUGCAGCCAGCCAACACCCCUCUGUGGUUUGACAUUGUUGGGGGGAAUUUUGACAGCUCUUUUGAUGCAGAGAAGGGUGUUGGGACAAUUGUCAUUGCCAAACCUUUGGAUGCAGAGCAAAGGUCGGUCUACAACAUGAGCGUGGAAGUCACCGAUGGAACAAAUGUUGCUGUCACUCAGGUAUUUAUCAAAGUGCUGGAUAAUAAUGAUAAUGGCCCAGAAUUCUCCCAGCCACAUUAUGACGUGACAAUUUCUGAGGAUGUGCUUCCUGAUACAGAGAUACUGCAGAUUGAGGCCACAGACAGAGAUGAGAAACAUAAGCUGAGCUACACCAUCCACAGUAGCAUUGAUGCCAUCAGCAUGAGGAAGUUCCGGAUAGACCCCAGCACGGGUGUGCUCUACACUGCUGAAAGGCUGGAUCAUGAGGCCCAGGACAAGCACAUCCUCAACAUAAUGGUCAGAGAUCAGGAAUUUCCUUACCGAAGAAACUUGGCCCGAGUCAUUGUGAACGUGGAGGAUGCUAACGAUCACAGCCCUUACUUUACCAGUCCACUGUAUGAAGCAUCGGUGUUCGAAUCAGCUGCUCUGGGAUCAGUUGUUCUGCAAGUGACAGCUCUGGACAAAGACAAAGGGGAAAAUGCAGAGCUCAUAUAUUCCAUAGAAGCAGGGAACACGGGGAACACGUUCAAGAUUGAACCAGUCCUGGGCCUCAUCACCAUCUCCAAAGAGCCAGACAUGACAGCCAUGGGUCAGUUUGUCCUGUCAGUUAAAGUCACAGAUCAAGGCUCUCCACCAAUGUCUGCUACUGCAAUUGUGCGCAUCUCCAUCAGCAUGUCUGAUAACUCCCAUCCCAAGUUCACUCACAAAGACUAUCAAGCUGAAGUAAAUGAAAAUGUUGAUAUUGGAACUUCUGUCAUCCUGAUCUCAGCCAUCAGCCAGUCAACCCUCAUUUAUGAGGUCAAAGAUGGAAACAUCAAUGGAGUCUUUACCAUAAAUCCAUAUUCUGGAGUCAUCACAACUCGGAGAGCUCUGGAUUAUGAGCAGACUUCUGCCUAUCAACUCAUCAUUCAGGCCACUAACAUGGCAGGCAUGGCUUCCAAUGCCACUGUCAGCAUUCAGAUUGUGGAUGAAAAUGAUAACCCUCCAGUGUUCCUCUUCUCUCAAUACUCAGGCAGCCUGAGUGAGGCUGCCCCCAUCAACAGCAUUGUCAGGAGCCUAGACAGCAGCCCAUUGGUGAUCCGAGCCACUGAUGCAGACAGUAACCAAAAUGCAUUACUGGUGUAUCAGAUUGUGGAGUCCACAGCUAAGAAGUUCUUCACAGUGGACUCCAGCACAGGGGCCAUCAGAACAAUUGCCAACCUGGACCAUGAAGCCAUUGCACAUUUCCAUUUCCACGUGCAUGUGAGAGACAGCGGGAGCCCCCAGCUGACUGCAGAGAGCCCUGUUGAAGUCAACAUUGAGGUGACAGAUGUGAAUGACAACCCACCUGUGUUCACUCAGGCUGUGUUUGAGACUGUCUUACUUCUCCCCACCUAUGUUGGUGUGGAGGUUCUGAAGGUGAGUGCCACAGACCCUGACUCAGAGGUACCCCCUGAACUGACAUACAGCCUCAUGGAAGGGAGUGUGGAUCAUUUUCUAAUGGACCCAAAUAGUGGAGUGCUCACCAUAAAAAACAAUAAUCUCUCCAAAGAUCAUUACAUGCUGAUAGUCAAAGUAUCUGAUGGGAAGUUCUACAGUACUGCCAUGGUCACCAUCAUGGUUAAAGAAGCCAUGGACAGUGGCCUCCACUUCACACAAAGCUUUUAUUCCACCUCCAUCUCAGAGAACAGCACAAAUAUAACCAAAGUUGCUAUUGUCAAUGCAGUUGGAAACCGCCUUAAUGAGCCCUUGAAAUACAGCAUCUUAAACCCAGGAAAUAAAUUCCAGAUAAAAUCUACCUCAGGAGUCAUUCAGACCACAGGAGUACCCUUUGACCGCGAAGAACAGGAGUUAUAUGAGUUGGUGGUGGAAGCCAGUCGUGAGCUGGACCAUUUGCGUGUGGCGAGGGUGGUAGUCAGGGUUAACAUUGAGGAUGUAAAUGACAACUCUCCUGUCUUUGUGGGCCUCCCUUACUAUGCUGCUGUGCAAGUUGAUGCUGAGCCAGGGACUCUGAUAUACCGAGUGACAGCCAUUGACAAAGAUAAAGGUGCCAAUGGAGAAGUGACCUACAUCUUGCAGGAUGACUAUGGCCACUUUGAAAUUAACCCUAAUUCAGGGAAUGUGAUUUUAAAAGAAGCAUUCAACUCAGACCUCUCCAACAUUGACUACGGAGUCACCAUCCUCGCCAAGGAUGGUGGCAAUCCAUCUCUAUCCAAAUCAGUGGAACUUCCCAUCACUAUUGUUAACAAAGCAAUGCCUGUGUUUGAUAAGCCCUUUUAUACAGCAUCAAUCAAUGAAGAUGUCACAAUGGACACCCCCAUUCUCAGUAUCAAUGCCACUAGCCCAGAAGGCCAGGGCAUCAUAUACCUCAUCAUUGAUGGGGAUCCCUUCCAACAGUUUAACAUUGACUUUGACACAGGGGUCCUGAAAGUCAUUAGUCCUUUGGAUUAUGAAGUCACAUCUGUUUACAAGUUGACAGUGAGAGCCAGUGAUGCUCUUACAGGUGCCAGGGCUGAAGUCACUGUGGAUGUGCUAGUGGAUGACGUCAAUGAUAACCCUCCUGUUUUUGAUCAGCCCACCUACAACACAACACUAUCUGAAGCAUCUCUCAUUGGAACCCCUGUUCUGCAACUUGUCUCAACGGAUGCAGACUCAGGAAACAACAAGCUGGUGCAUUAUCAGAUUGUCCAGGAUACCUAUAAUAGCACAGAUUACUUUCACAUCGAUAGCUCAAGUGGCUUAAUCCUGACAGCAAGGAUGCUAGACCACGAGCUGGUGCAACACUGCACCUUGAAAGUCACAGCAACUGAUAAUGGUUUCCCACCCAUGAGCAGCGAAGUUCUGGUUCACAUCUACAUAUCUGAUGUCAAUGACAACCCCCCAGUUUUCAAUCAGCUCAUUUAUGAAUCCUAUGUGAGUGAAUUAGCCCCCCGGGGUCAUUUUGUAACCUGUGUGCAAGCCUCAGAUGCAGACAGCUCUGACUUUGACCGGUUGGAAUACAGCAUCUUAUCUGGGAAUGACCGAAUGAGCUUUCUGAUGGACAGCAAGAGUGGAGUCCUCACACUGUCUAGCCACAGGAAGCAGCGCAUGGAGCCUCUGUAUAGUCUCAAUGUGUCUGUGUCUGAUGGGCUGUUUACCAACACUGCCCAGGUGCACAUCAGAGUCCUUGGGGCUAACUUGUACAGCCCUGCCUUUUCACAAAGCACAUAUGUAGCUGAGGUAAGAGAGAAUGCAGCUUCUGGGACAAAGGUCAUUCAUGUCCCAGCCACAGAUGGGGAUCCAGGAACAUACGGACAGAUCAGCUAUUCCAUCAUCAAUGACUUUGCCAAGGACCGAUUCCUCAUAGACAGCAAUGGACAGAUCAUCACAACGGAAAGACUAGACCGUGAAAACCCUCUGGAAGGAGAUAUUAGUAUUUACCUGAGGGCCCUGGAUGGAGGGGGGAGGACGACAUUCUGCACCGUGCGGGUGAUUGUGGUGGAUGAGAAUGACAAUGCCCCUCAGUUCCUGACGGUGGAGUACAGGGCCAGCGUCAGGGCUGACGUAGGAAGGGGCCACUUAGUUACUCAGGUUCAAGCUUUGGAUCCAGAUGAUGGAGCAAAUUCUAGGAUUACAUAUUCUCUCUACAGUGAGGCCUCGGUCUCAGUGGCUGACCUCUUGGAAAUUGAUCCUGAUAAUGGCUGGAUGGUGACCAAGGGCAAUUUUAACCAACUAAAAAAUACGGUGCUGUCCUUCUUUGUGAAGGCAGUAGAUGGUGGCAUCCCAGUCAGGCACUCCCUCAUUCCUGUCUACAUCCACGUCCUGCCCCCUGAAACAUUCCUGCCUUCAUUCACCCAGUCCCAGUACUCCUUUACCAUUGCAGAAGAUACAGCCAUUGGAAGCACAGUGGACACCCUGAGGAUUCUGCCCAAUCAGAGUGUCCGGUUCAGCACCGUUAAUGGAGAACGGCCAGAGAAUAACAAAGAGGGUGUCUUUAUCAUAGAACAAGAGACAGGCGCUAUCAAGCUCGACAAGCGCCUUGACCAUGAAGUCAGCCCAGCUUUCCACUUUAAAGUAGCAGCUACUAUACCGCUGGACAAGGUGGACAUUGUAUUCACUGUGGAUGUAGAUGUCAAGAUACUGGAUCUGAAUGACAACAAGCCAGUCUUUGAAACAUCAAGCUAUGAGACAAUUAUAAUGGAGGGAAUGCCUGUCGGCACCAAGCUUGCCCAGGUGAGAGCCAUAGACAUGGAUUGGGGAGCCAAUGGGCAGGUCACUUACUCCCUACACUCAGAUUCCCAUCUUGAAAAGGUAAUGGAAGCAUUCAAUAUUGACAGCAACACAGGAUGGAUCAGUACACUGAAGGACCUGGACCAUGAGACAGACCCUGCCUUCUCCUUCUCUGUGGUGGCUUCUGACCUUGGAGAGGCUUUCUCUCUUUCUUCCAUGGCUCUGGUCUCAGUCAAGGUGACAGAUAUCAAUGACAAUGCACCAGUCUUUGCUCAUGAGGUGUACCGAGGAAAUGUAAAGGAGAGUGACCCCCCGGGAGAGGUGGUAGCUGUUCUCAGCACCUUGGACAAAGAUACCUCCAACAUAAAUCGCCAAGUGAGCUACCACAUUACGGGAGGGAACCCCCGAGGACGGUUUGCCCUGGGCAUGGUACAGAGUGAGUGGAAGGUCUAUGUGAAGAGACCUCUGGAUCGAGAGGAACAAGACAUUUACUUCCUCAAUAUCACUGCCUCUGAUGGACUCUUUGUCACACAGGCCAUGGUGGAAGUGACUGUUAAUGAUGUGAAUGACAACAGCCCAGUAUGUGAUCAGGUUGCAUAUUCAGCAUCUCUUCCAGAAGACAUUCCAUCAAAUAAAAUCAUCCUGAAGGUCAGUGCCAAGGAUGCGGAUAUUGGAUCCAAUGGAGAGAUACGAUACUCACUCUAUGGAUCUGGAAACAAUGAAUUUUUUCUAGAUCCAGAAAGUGGCGAGUUAAAAACCUUGGCCCUGUUGGAUCGGGAGAGGAUCCCAGUAUACAGCCUGAUUGCCAGGGCCACUGACGGGGGCGGCCGCUUCUGCCACUCCAGUGUCCUCCUGCUCCUGGAAGACGUGAAUGAUAACCCCCCUGUGUUUUCCUCCGACCACUACACUGCGUGUGUCUACGAGAACACAGCCACUAAGGCUCUGCUGACCAGAGUGCAGGCAGUGGACCCGGAUGUUGGUAUCAACAGGAAGGUUGUGUACUCCCUGGAGGACUCAGCCGGUGGGGUCUUCUCCAUUGACAGCUCUUCUGGGGUCAUCAUCCUGGAACAGCCUCUGGACCGAGAGCAGCAGUCAUCAUACAACAUCAGUGUGCGGGCCACCGACCAGAGUCCCGGACAAUCCCUCUCCUCUCUCGCCUCUGUCACCAUCACUGUCCUGGACAUCAAUGACAACCCCCCUGUGUUUGAGAGGAGGGACUACCUAGUAACAGUGCCUGAGGACACUUCCCUUGGUACCCAAGUCCUCUCUGUUUUUGCCACCAGCAAAGAUAUCGGCACAAAUGCUGAGAUAACGUAUCUCAUCCGGUCUGGGAACGAUCAAGGGAAAUUUAGGAUAAACCCAAAGACAGGGGGUAUUUCUGUCUUGGAAGCUCUGGACUAUGAAACAUGCAAACGAUUUUACCUGGUGGUAGAAGCCAAAGAUGGAGGCACCCCAGCCCUCAGCGCUGCAGCCACCGUCAGCAUCGACCUCACAGAUGUGAAUGACAAUCCUCCUCAAUUCAGUCAAGAUGUCUACAGUGCUGUCAUCAGUGAGGAUGCCUUGGAAGGGGACUCUGUCAUUCUGCUGAUAGCAGAAGAUGCAGACAGCAAGCCCAAUGGACAGAUUCGCUUUUCCAUCGUGGGUGGAGACAGGGACAAUGAAUUUGCUGUGGAUCCCAUCUUGGGGCUUGUGAAGGUUAAGAAGAAACUGGACCGGGAGCGGGUGAGUGUCGGGAUACUCCUGCUCAUCCAAGCAGUAGAUAGUGGCAUUCCUGCAAUGUCCUCAACGACAACUGUCAACAUUGAUAUUUCUGACGUCAAUGACAACAGCCCCGUGUUUACACCUGCCAACUAUACUGCUGUGAUCCAGGAAAAUAAGCCAGUGGGCACCAGCAUCUUACAGCUUGUGGUGACAGACAGAGACUCCUUUCACAACGGGCCUCCCUUCUCCUUCUCUAUUUUGUCGGGAAAUGAAGAUGAGGAGUUUGUGCUGGACUCCCAUGGGACCCUGAGGUCAGCAGUGGUCUUCCGGCACAUGGAAUCCCCAGAGUACCUGCUGUGCAUCCAGGCAAAAGACUCGGGAAAACCACAGCAAGUUUCUCAUACCUACAUCCGAGUGCGGGUCAUUGAGGAAAGCACCCACAAACCCACAGCCAUCCCUCUGGAAAUCUUCAUUGUCACCAUGGAGGAUGAUUUUCCUGGUGGAGUCAUUGGAAAGAUCCAUGCCACCGAUCAGGACAUGUAUGAUGUGCUCACAUUUGCCCUGAAAUCAGAGCAGAAGAGCUUGUUCAAGGUCAACAGUCAUGAUGGGAAAAUCAUUGCCCUGGGAGGGCUGGACAGUGGGAAGUACGUCCUGAACGUCUCUGUGAGUGACGGCCGUUUCCAAGUGCCCAUCGAUGUUGUGGUGCACGUGGAGCAGCUGGUGCAUGAGAUGCUGCAAAACACUGUCACCAUCCGCUUUGAGAAUGUGUCCCCUGAGGACUUUGUGGGGUUGCACAUGCAUGGGUUCCGGCGCAUCCUCCGGAAUGCGGUCCUCACCCAGAAGCAGGACAGCCUGCGCAUUAUUAGCAUCCAGCCUGUGGUGGGCACCAACCAGUUGGACAUGCUUUUUGCUGUGGAGAUGCACAGCAGCGAGUUCUACAAGCCAGCCUACCUGAUUCAGAAGCUGUCCAAUGCCAGGAGGCACCUAGAGAAUGUCAUGCAUAUAGCAGCCAUCCUGGAGAAGAACUGCUCAGGACUGGACUGUCAGGAGCAGCACUGUGAGCAGGGUUUGUCACUGGAUUCCCAUGCACUCAUGACCUACAGCACAGCUCGCAUCAGCUUCGUGUGUCCGCGUUUCUAUAGGAACGUGCGCUGCACCUGUAAUGGAGGAGUGUGCCCGGGGUCCAAUGAUCCUUGUGUGGAGAAGCCGUGCCCAGAGGACAUGCAAUGCGUGGGAUACGAGGCCAGCAGGAGACCAUUCCUCUGCCAGUGUCCCCCAGGGAAGCUCGGAGAAUGCUCAGGGCACACUUCUCUCAGUUUUGCUGGAAACAGUUACAUCAAGUACCGGCUUUCUGAAAAUAGCAAAGAGGAAGACUUCAAGCUAGCUCUGCGCCUGAGAACCCUGCAAAGCAACGGGAUCAUAAUGUACACUCGAGCCAACCCCUGCAUGAUUCUGAAGAUUGUGGAAGGCAAGCUGUGGUUCCAGCUGGACUGUGGCAAUGGCCCUGGGAUCCUAGGCAUCUCCAGCCGCGCUGUCAACGAUGGGAGCUGGCACUCAGUCUUCCUGGAGCUCAAUCGCAAUUUCACCAGCCUGGCCCUGGACGACAGCUAUGUGGAGCGGCGCAGGGCACCCCUGUACUUCCAGACACUAAGCACCGACAGUGCCAUCUUCUUUGGUGCCCUGGUACAGGCGGAUAACAUCCGCAGUCUGACGGACACGCGAGUCACACAGGUCCUCGGUGGCUUCCAGGGUUGCCUGGACUCCGUGGUGCUUAAUCACAACGAGCUGCCCCUCCAAAACAAGCGCAGCAGCUUCGCCGAGGUCGUGGGUCUGACAGAGUUGAAGCUGGGCUGUGUGCUCUACCCGGAUGCAUGCCAACGCAGCCCCUGUCUGCACGGGGGCAGCUGCAGCGGCCUACCCUCUGGCGGCUAUCAGUGUUCCUGUCUCUCACAGUUCACUGGAAUAAACUGUGAAUCAGAGAUCACAGCCUGCUUCCCCAACCCUUGCCGGAAUGGAGGAUCCUGCGAGCCCAUAGGAAACACUUUCAUCUGCAGCUGUAAAACUGGCCUCACAGGUGUCACGUGCGAGGAUGACGUGGACGAGUGUGAGCGAGAGGAGUGCGAGAAUGGGGGCUCCUGCGUCAACCUGUUCGGCUCCUUCUUCUGCAACUGCACCCCAGGCUAUGUGGGCCAGUACUGUGGCUUGCGUCCCGUGGUCGUGCCCAACAUCCAAGCCGGCCACUCAUACGUGGGCAAGGAAGAACUGAUAGGCAUUGCUGUGGUCCUCUUCGUCAUCUUCACCCUAGUCGUGCUUUUCAUCGUCUUUCGCAAGAAGGUCUUUCGAAAGAAUUACUCACGGAACAACAUCACGCUCGUGCAGGACCCAGCCACAGCCGCACUGCUGCACAAGAGCAAUGGCAUCCCAUUCCGUAGCCUGCGUGCAGGGGACGGGCGCAAUGUGUACCAGGAGGUGGGGCCCCCGCAGGUGCCAGUGCGCCCCAUGGCCUACACACCCUGCUUCCAGAGCGACUCCAGGAGCAAUAUGGACAAGGGGCUGGAUGCACUGGGUGGUGAGCCACAGGAGAUGAGUACAUUCCAUCCAGAGUCUCCACGCAUCCUGACUGCCCGUCGGGGUGUGGUGGUAUGCAGCGUGGCCCCCAACCUCCCAGCUGUGUCUCCCUGCCGCUCAGACUGCGAUUCCAUCCGGAAGAAUGGCUGGGACACGGGAUCUGAAAACAAAGGGGCUGACGACCCGGGAGAGGUGACCUGCUUCACCAGCAGUAACAAAGGCAGCAACUCCGAGGUUCAGUCCCUCAGCUCCUUCCAGUCGGACUCUGGAGAUGACAACGCAUCCAUAGUGACUGUCAUUCAGCUUGUCAACAAUGUAGUUGACUCUAUAGAGAACGAAGUGUCUGGUAUGGACCAAGGACAGAACUACAACAGAGCCUAUCAUUGGGACACCUCUGACUGGAUGCCUGGGGCACGGCUGUCUGACAUCGAGGAAAUGCCCAACUAUGAGAGCCAAGACGGAGGGUCAGCACACCAGGGUAGCACACGAGAGCUGGAGAGCGACUACUACCUAGGUGGAUAUGACAUUGACAGUGAAUACCCGCCACCUCAUGAAGAAGAGUUCCUGAGUCAGGAUCAGUUGCCCCCACCACUGCCUGAGGACUUCCCUGACCAGUAUGAGGCACUGCCCCCCUCCCAGCCCACCUCACUAGCUGGCACCAUGAGCCCAGACUGCAGGAGAAGGCCCCGCUUUCACCCCAGCCAGUACCUCCCUCCUCACCCGCUUCCCAACGAAACAGAUUUGGGGGGGCCCCCGUCCAGCUGCGAUUUCAGUACUUUUGCAGGAAGCAUGAACCAGGGCACGGAGGUCAUGGGCCCAGCAGACAGCGUGUCUCUGUCCUUGCACAAAUCCAGAGGCACCUCAUCCUCGGAUGUGUCAGCCCGCUGUGGCUUUGACAAUUCUGAGGUUGCCAUGAGUGACUACGAGAGCGCAGGCGAGCUCAACCUCGCCAACCUUCACAUUCCCUUCAUGGAAACACAGCACCAGACCCAGGUGUAGAGGACACCCAUAGGUGCUGUGCCCUGACUGUUACAGCAUGGAAGGAAAUAAGCUGCACUUGUGUCUGGAUGGAGAGAAGAAGUCUGUGGAAAUGUGGAUUUUCUAUGAGGAACACCUUCACAAGUCUUACCGUCACAAGCAAGCUUGACUCCCAGAGUGACAAGGAGAGGCUCAGAAAUUGUUUUGGGGGGAGGGGGAGCUGACAAUCCUUGUUUGUGGGUACCUGUGUUUGUGGCUUGGAAUGCAGAGAAGAAGGGCUGGGUGUACUAAGUCAAAGGGAGAACACGAACAGCUUUGUGCAUUACUGUGCCCCGGAAGGUAGGAAUGCAAAGGUCCUUGCAGUAUUAAACCCUGCCACCGCCAGGGGCAUCGAUCGGUGCAUGCGAUUUUGAGCCAAGGAAGUGAAAAUAGUAGUGAUGUUUGUCAGAAAGUUAGUGUUCUAGAUGAAAGAAAAGAGAUGUGAAUGUUAGACAAGAAGGUGGGCGGAAGCCUUUAAAACCAACUCUAUUUUUAAACAAGCUGUCUAAUUUUCAGCUAUAAAAUUAGGUUUGAGUAACAUGCUUAGUGUGCUCAGAUUUUUUUUCUUGUUUGUGUUAAGCAUCUGAUAUCAUACAGUUGGCUUUGUGGUCUUUGAGAAAGUUUCCAGGAAAGAGCAAUAAGAGACUAUCUAGACUCCGGUGGGUGGGUUGGGGGAGGUUAAUGUUCAAACAUUAGAAAGACUGUAACGACCUUGUUCUGUGUUUCUGGCAAACAAUUCUAGCCAUAUCUUGGUUCUAACACUGCUGCAGAAAUAGGCCCCUGCUGGUAUAUUGCUCUCUAGAAUGAGACAUAUUGGAAAGCCUAAGCAGAAUUCACAGAUUCAGAGAAGAGGGGCAUGUGAGAUUGUCACAGGUGAUCACAAUUCUUCACACUGAAGGUGAAAGUUGUAUGUGUUAUUCUAAAAUGGUAGUGGUGUCAUUAUAAAUAUUUUUAGGUUUUUAAGAAAAAGGUAAGUAGUGACCAUGUAUAAAUUAAAUUGUGUGCGUGUGUGCGCUCGCACGGGUGGAUGCGUGUGUGCAAGUGUGUGUGCCUGUGUGCAUGUGUGCAUGUGAGGAGGCCCUAAGUAUUGCUCUGAGUGUGCACUCACUACAGCUGCUCUUGAGGGAAGCUGCCCCAAAGGGUUUAGGAUUCAGUGUUGGAAAUUGUGAGGUGAGCAAGCAUUGCUCACCUCCUGAUUUCUCUGAUCUUUAGCGUUACAGAAACACCAAAUGCCAUAUCUUACUCCAAUUUAGUUAACCUUAUUUUAGUACUGCCAUUUAUAUUAACUUAAAAGCAAGUACUGUGAUUUUUUUAAAGACUAUUUUAUAGUUUUCCAGAACUACUAUUUGAAACUCUGUAACAUUUGAUUACACCUCGGGGUCUCCCUCCCAUCUAACCUAUGGCCUUUGGUCAUCACUUACCCGUGACAGCAUGCUCAUCCCACUGAGAACACAAGACCCCAACAUUCCAAAGUUCAAGUCAGCAGUGGAGUUAACUUUCCUCUUCCACUUCGAUCAGCUGUGGCCACCGCCUGUGCAGUGAGCACGGCAAAGGAACGCAUAUUUGCACAUCUGCCUAGUGAGCAAAUCUCUGUAUGGAUGGCUCCUGUUGUAUAAAGGGAGCUGUCUGGGAUCUGCUUAUCACCUCCUCCAUUGUCUUUAAUCCUCUUACUUCUCUGGAGGAGUCGGUGUUUCAGAACAUCUGUCAUUUAAAAAAUCCCUUCCAUCCCCAGACUUCCUGAGUUAGAGGAUAUGCUUGUCGGGUUUCUCUCCUUUUCUCUUCCGUUCUCUAGGUUAGACUCACCCAAGGAGGCAUUAUCCACACUGUGGUCUUGAAAUAAAUGACUUACACUAAGGCUGCUUUCAAGGAUAAAGUCUUUAGUAUUUUUCUUAGGUAAGAAGCACAUUUGCAAGAGUCGCAAAGAAAAUGACAAGCUAAUGGUGCAGAAUUGAAUCACCGCUGUGCUCUAAUAACACAACAGCAUAAAACCAUCAAAGGAAAACCAACAAGUCAUUUCUUGCCCCAGGCAAUAUGAGAUGAGAUCCAUGCCAAUGAGUCACCAGUGCUUAGCCAGCAUCUCUCCCAGAGAGACCGCCUGGCCAACCCUAUAAUGAAGGCAUCAAUAGAGCUAACUGCAGGCAGUUGCCCAGUCACUGAAGAAAUCCCCACCCACCCUCUCCUCUGACCUACAUACCAUACUCUUUUCUUUAGGACACCUUUCUGUUAAAUUUCAGCAAAAUAGCUCUAUAGACAUUCCAGACGAGCACUGGGUCUAUUAGGUUCUUCUCUUUUUAAAAAUUUAGAUUUCCUUACAGAUUAGAAGGUGCGAUACAUGCAACUAGGUGGCAUGACCACAGUUCUAAAGAACUGGGUCAUUAAGAUUUUCUAGGCUAGCCCCCAUACUUCAUAAGGGAAGAAGCAUGCCCAGAGAAAGGAAGAGACUUGCCCAGGCUCACACAAAAGUUAACUCAUUGACAAAAACUGUCACCCAUCCACGUAGGCACUACUCUUUGUCUGUAAUGUUGCACCCCACUAAGCUGUCCUGAGCCGACAGCUGCUUCCUUCUCCUGAGCUCCCAACUUCCCGCUGUUCCUUCCUUCACUGAAAUAUGCAAGAAAACAAAACAAAUAAAGACCAUUUCUCUGGGACUCUGAUGGGCCCAGAGAUUUGGACAUUCAUCAAAAUGCUGCUUUUGCCAAAUGAAUGUUUCUAGAAUGGGGAUGGAGUGAGCACGGAACUAUAUUCAGACUAUAGUCGUCACUGGUAGUGAAACUGGUGGUGUGUAGCACACCCACUAGGUGUGUUUUAUGGAUUUAAUGUUGCUGAUUCCUUCUCAUAAGCUCUGCCCGCUAUCUGUUCUUGUUCUGUCCACCACGAUAGAAAAUUAGCCAAUUAGUGAGUGUCUGUGUAUCUGUUGGGAGUUGUGUUGCACACGUUCUGGUGAGUGUGAGAGAAGCUGUCAAUCUUUGUCCCACUCUAAGCAGGAGCUAUAGGGCUAUAAAGGAUAGACAGUGUGCUUCAUGUAUUCCCUUCCUCUGAGAGUAUUUUGCUGCUGAGCCUUAUCCCAUGCCUGCUUUCUGUGUACCCCUAUCCUGCCCACUCACAAAAUGCAAUGGGAAAGUCAUAGCAAUAUAUGUAGGUCAAGGCCAUAAUCUUAAAUUUUAAGCUGUUAGAGUCACAGGAAGGCCUGGGCAGAUUUACCUGGAACUGCCGUAAGAAAUCACUAUCUCAGAACAAAGGGAAAUGUUUCCUAUUGGCCUUUUUCUGCCGACUCCCUAGCCACAGUGCUGUGUCUGCUCUGCAGAAGCUGAGAGAGCCAAACAAACAAAAAGAGAAAGAUGAUCAGAACAACCAUGAAAGACCUGGUUAGAUGAAGUAAUUCAGCAAGAUCUAGUGUUCAUGUUCUGUGGGUUGUCUGGCAGACGUCUGGCCUCCUCACUGCUGCAGACACUGGUCGUGUGCUUAGAUUUGGAUGUCCUGUGCUUUAUGGGACCUGGGGCUUCCAAGGGGCAUUUCUUCAGUGCCAUCUCUCUGUGUGGUCUGUGAGGAGGCGGUGUGUGUUCUUGUUAGUUUGUGUCUUGCAACCUUCAACUGCACAGUGCUGAUUCAGGCCCAUCUCUUUGAGCUUCCGGUUGUACGUCACAGGGGGUUUAAAGUCGCCAUGCAUGGGUUUGACAUCAGCGAACAUUUAGCCAGACGGCUAAGACAGAAAAGAAUAAGGUAUUUCUUUCCUUAUGUAAUAAUGAAAAGCAAUAAUUACAAGUAUGUAACAAUACACAAAGGCCAUAAUUUGUCUCUUCCAGUGUUCAGGAUGCACUAGAGAAUUCUGUAGUCAUUUGGAGUGUGUUGGACCCGUUAGAAUGUCCUGUAGCACCCUUCAGCAAACAAAUCCCUGAAUUGCUCCUAUUUCACAAUUUUAUGAGCCCAUACUACUGGAUUUCGGGAGUGACAGAUGUGUCUGGAAAUGGGGCGGGUUCUUGCAAAGCACUGUUACCAGAGACCAUGUUGUACAUUUGUCUGUUAUAAACAAACAGGCUAGUUUGUAAAAGAUGUAUGUUUUUGGUGUUUAAAAUGUUUAUAAAAUUGUAUAUAGGUGGUUUCAAUUUUCCAGGCAUUUGUAGAUACAGUAUUUGAUGCCUAUCCGGAUGCUUUAAUUUGGAGGGUCAAAUAGAAUUCUUAGUCAUCCACGUUGUUAUUCUGUAAACUUUUGAGGUACACCCACAAAGAAAAGAGGGCGUUAGAUUUGAAAAGGAUGUUUUUUAUUCGUUUUGAAAUGUAUUGUGUCUUUCCUUUUAUUCGGCUGUUUCCAUUUAACUCUGUUUUCAAAAAAUGUUUCUAUUGGCUUUUUUUAAGAUGAAUGUGUUUUGCCCAGUUAUUAAGCACUCGACCUUCAUGCCAUUUCCUAGACAGAAUGAGCGGUCAUUUCUUCACCUACACGCUCACCUCAGCUCCCACACACAUCAACGCAAACCUUAUGCAAAGGGGAAAGUGAAUAGUUCACUGAAUCUUGUCCCUUACAGAAAUGGAUUGUUUCUGCAUAUAUUGCUGUUGGCGGUAUUCAGUCUUGUGUUCUUAAAAAAAAACAAAAGAAAGAAAGAAAGAAAAAAAUGAAAUAAAAGGACACAAAAAUUAUAGCCAAAAACUAAAACAAGAAAAAAAAAAUCUACCCAACGGUGUACAGGUUUGUAACUACCAAAUUUGAUCAUUAAAACAAGUUUUCAAGUAAAAGGAAAAAAUUAGUAUGAAACUCCACUGCGUUGGCUCUUCUUAAGUGUCUCAUCACAUCCAUCUGACGUGGCAGGUACUCUGGGAGCAAGCACUCUGCUAGGAAGACCCAUCCAGCAUGGCCUGUGGCUCAAAGAGGGCUCUGUUCUGAAGGAGAGGGUGUGGCUUCCUUUGUUUCAGCUCAGAGAUUGUUUAAAUGAUAUUCUGAUGCCCAUAUAGUAAAAUCUUAUGUCUUCCCAGGCAUAUGGUCUGUGGGCCUUUGCCUGAUAAGAAGCAUGAAAUAGAGAAUGCUGGAGGCCAGAGAGCAAAGGUCACCCACCAACUUCUACCUCAGCUGGAAUCACUGAACCCAAUCCCAGCUCUGCAAGGCAGGGCUCCACUUCCUCUGUCUCUGUCUGUGUCUCUCUGUCUCUCUCUGUCUCUCUCUCUCUCU